Leptomonas pyrrhocoris is the source of this 1135-nucleotide messenger RNA. Its product is annotated as putative peroxisomal enoyl-coa hydratase. The transcript has a single exon. Gene Ontology annotation, molecular function: delta(3,5)-delta(2,4)-dienoyl-CoA isomerase activity. The record is from RefSeq and is a predicted model, not a curated record. Bases 176 to 1135 code for a protein of 319 amino acids. NCBI's taxonomy places the organism in Eukaryota, Euglenozoa, Kinetoplastea, Trypanosomatida, Trypanosomatidae.
AGACCGUACGAAGAUAAUUGAUUUGGGCCUUCCUGUGUCCUUUCAAUUUACCCUUUUGUUGUUGCUGUUGUUCGACUUAUCACUAUAUCAGUCAACGACAAUUGGAACAGUUUCAAGCCCCUACACGCAUACACUUCUCUUUCUUUACGCGUUCAUCUCUCUUUCUCUUUUGAAAAUGAAGCACUCCCUGCGACUGUUGUCGUCAGCCGAGGACUCGUCUUUGAUCCGGUGUAUCGGUCCCUUUCAUGUUUGCCGCAGCAGCACCGCCAAGGGUGUGAUUGAGGUGCUCUCCGGAGACCCUAAGCACCCGGUGCAAAAGCUGAAUCUGCUCGGCGCAGAUUAUUUCUCCGCACUCAAGGGGGUCGCUGCGCUGCUGUCGGAGGAGCUGAACGACGAAGCCCGAGUGGCUAUCUUUGCACCCCGGGAAAAGUGCUCUUUCUCCGCCGGCAUCGAUUUGAAGGAGCUUGCCGGCGGUCUAGUGACCACCGAGGCAGACGUGGCGGGCUCCAAGUACCCGGCUAUGCGCUUGCAACAGCAGCACCGCAUGGUUCGUGUCUUUCAGGACGGCGUUUCGUCCUUGGCACGAUGCCGCAUCCCUAUCAUUGCCGCUAUCGACCCCCACUGCGUCGGCGGCGCAACGUCCGUCGCCAGUGCGUGCGAUCUGCGCUAUGCCACGUCGCGGUCUGUGUUCUCGGUUAAGGAGGCUGCGGUCGGGUUGGCCGCCGACAUCGGCGUCCUGCAGCGCUUGCCCGCCAUUAUUGGCGAGGGCCGCACGCGCGAGUUGGCCUUCACGUGCCGCGAGUUCGACGGCGAGGAAGCGAAGCGAAUCGGAUUUGUGGAGGAGGUGUGCACGGAUUACGCGGCGUUGAUGGCGCACGCGCGUCGCAGGGCUGCCGAGGUGGCGUCCAACUCGCCAUUGGGCGUGCAGAACUCCAAACGCAUUCUGAAUGGGCAGCGCGAGAAAGCCGUGCAGGAGUCUUUGGAGUACCAGGCGGCGAUCUCGGCGUUUAGCCCGUCUUGCCACGACGUCGCGGAGGCCGCGCACGCCUUCGCAGGGAAGCGGGCACCGGUGUUCACCGAUUAUGUUGUGAAUCCUACCGGUGGUCAUGCGCGGUCUAACCCAAAAGGUUCUUAG